CGAACACUUUAUGAAUACCAUCUGCAGGGGUGACUUGGCAAGCAGGAAUAUGUUGGGAUAUGUCUCAGAGGGUCCAAAAUGUUCGGUGAGUGGCACAUUUUCAGUCAUUCAUUUUCUUCAGGCUAGAGGAUAAAUACUUAAGCUUGGACUUUGAUUCUAGUGUAAACCGUAACGUUAAACGUAUGUGCCUGUUGUUUAAUGCUCUUUACUGAGCCAUUUGAUAAAUUAUUCUGUAGCUUACAGUAUGAUACUUUGUAACAGAUGCGCUAUAACGCCUUUGCUUGAAUAUUUGACAAUUCUGAUCAACAGUUCGCUCUCUUAUUGUAUGACUAUACAUAACAUUUGUAGGCUACAUAAUCUAGCAUAGCUCAAAUUAAUUUACAUUUAUGCUCACUUAUUUCUGAAGGGUAGACCUAUACCCCGUCCAAUGUAGGCGACCUCCUGUUAUUCUUCUAAGUAGCCUGAUUGGAUGCGGUGCUUAUGAGAGAGGUAUAGGAUACGUUCCUCCGCUAUUUGUAACCCAGCAACAGUCUCAAUGAAUGGCUGGCUGAACAAAUCCUAUUAUUUUAAGAAUUUACACAAUUAUUAGAUCAGACGUAUCCCGCAGAGUAAACUAUUUCCAAUAUUGCCUGAGACAAAGUGACUCCGCAAGAUAACACUUUUUAAUUUGGGGCACAAGGAGGGGUCUAACUUUGUAGCUGGAGUAAAUCAAAGUGACUUUUGCUACUGACACAAAUAGACGCAUACUUUAUGUGCCAAAUGACAAAUUCAUAAUUUGUUGUCAAAAUGCCUGCUGCUUUGCAAUGUUUCACUAAUGUAAUAAUUGCAUGGCUUUGGGGGUUUGACAGAAAGAUCCGCUCUACGCACGCGUGCCAACUAAAAAGGGUUCCACCCUCUACCUGAAAGGAGCGCACCUGGAUCCAACGAGACGGAAGUAGUUUGUAGAGAUUGAGAAACGCUCCACAGAUUUUCUUUUUACGAUAUGCUUGGCAUAAUUUGAUGGACUUUUUUAAAUCAAGGAUUUGGAUUGCAGUUCCCAUCCUUAUUAUGUAACGUCCAGGUAAGUCAUAUAAUUUUCCGGAAAAGAAUGUUAAACUGCAGUGAAAUGACAAGUACAUUUUAUAGUAGCCUGAUCUAUCCUGUCGUUUAGUAGACUACUGUACAGUAAAACGUUCUCCAACUCUUUUAAUGGAAAAGUAUUGGAGCAAAACAAUCACAUAUCUUUUUACUUUCCUGCUUUCAUGUGUGGAAGUUCAUAAUUCAAAUGGCAUGUAACAGUUCAUUCUGUUCUCAGCUUUGAAUAAAUAAGUGUUUUCCAUGCAUGUGAGACUGAGUUUUAUGAUCUUGCUAAUUGCCUCUGUUUAUUUGACACAUUUGUCACAUUCGUUGCAACUGACUGUGUUAGGUGAAGUGCUGUCUCAAAGCAAUCUACCCCACACAUCUCCAGAAGAAUGAGUGGUCUCCGCAGAGUUCUCCGAAGGCGAUUACACCCCUUAAAACUGGUGAUAGUCGCCCUUAUUUUUGUCACAUUUUUGUUCCUUAUACAACGUGAGGUAGUAAGCCAAAGUCCCACACAAGAAGAGCCCUGGCUGAAGGAGAUAGCUGUCAAGCGGGAUGCCGUGCUGGGCAUGGUGAUGGGGGCAGUCAAUAACUUCAGGGAUGCCAUGCCAAAGAUGCAGAUCAAAGCCCCAGUGCGUCAGCAGGAGACUGCAGGGGACUUCUCCUGUUUGUCAGGGACCUACACGGCUGCAGAGCUGAGGCCAGCCCUGGAGCGUCCACCUCAGGACCCCAAUGGCCCCGGAGCCUCUGGGAAGCCCUUUCACACAGACAAACUGAGCCCUGCUGAACAGAAGGAGAAGGACCGGGGAGAGGAAAAACACUGCUUUAACCUCUACGCCAGCGAUCGCAUCUCUCUCAGCCGUGACCUGGGCCCUGACACCAGACCACCAGAGUAUGUUAUUUCUCAAUAAUUAACUAGCCAUUUUUGUGGAAGCUGUCACAGUUGUUUCCAUAUACAUGCUCUAAAAUGUAUUGUCACAGUGCCAUAUGCUUCAGUUCAAACCAGCAUGGCCAUGUAAAAAUGUCCAGUAAAUCUUGGGGUCAGUGGCCCUGUUUAUGAUGGAAAUUCUAUCAUUAUAGGUUAUGUUGUAAAACAUCCUAAUUUGAAGCAAACAUCUCGAAGGGAGUUUCUCCUCAUCACAUAGCAGCACCAUCUUGUGGUGUUCAAUAGAACCGUUUCUCUGUAGAGGGAUUCAAUUUCCAUUAAUUUUGAUGUCUUGUCUCAGUGGCUCAAUAUGAAACCAAAGUCACAUUCUGAAUGACCACAGACGGAAGGAGAUAACAAUAUUAUAUAAUGUGUCUCCAACAGACAUGAUGGUUUUAACCCAAACAAGUCUUUGAUAUUUUCUUUUAGAGUUAUUGAGGAAAAUUUCACUCCAACCACAACCCAAGUUUUUCUGUCUGAAACAUUGUUUCAGCAUGUGUGCCCAGUAAAUGUGGCUGGGUCAAGAAAAAGCUGAGUUUUGUUUGGCUAAUUAAACAAGUCUGUCCAUGUUUCUAUUAUUUUUAAUGGGGUAAUUUACACAGAUUCAGACUGUGUCUAAUGCGGGUGGCAUUUUCAAGGGAGUCCCAUAUCCCAAUGACACAACUGAAACAGACACCCCUUUAAGGAGGGACUUCAGAUGUUUCAACCACAGUCCUGCACUGAAAGCCCUCUCAGGGACCAUAAAAGACACCACAUUGUUAUUUUUGUAUGGUUUUCUUUUGCAGAUGUAUCGAGCAAACGUUCAAGCGUUGUCCCCCCUUGCUGACCACCAGCGUGAUCAUUGUGUUUCACAACGAAGGCUGGAGCACUCUGCUGAGGACGGUGUACAGCGUCCUCCACACCUCCCCUGCCAUCUUCCUCAAGGAGAUCAUCCUGGUGGACGAUGCCAGUGUGGACGGUAAGGAACUAACCAGCAGGACCACCCUGUUCUCACUUGGAAUUAUUUUUAGACAGGCGGCCCGCUGGUGUGCCAUGAAAUGUGCAGGCUGGAGCCCCGGCUUCUUGUGAAGGGGGUUAUAGCAGGAAGUAGCACUGCUAGUGAAUGCUUUCCUAAGAGGGGCUAGCUAGUCCAUGGUGCUGUGGAGAAAUGAGUCAGAGUUUGCUCUUGUAAACAGGCCCAAGGCCGAGGGAAAAUAGGAGGGUCAUUCCACCUCCAAAAAGCACAAGAAAGAGGUUUUUGACACCCACCAUCUUAGAUUGUUCUGAAAUCGUUUCUGUUAUUAGAAACAGAUAAGAUUAGCAUUCCUGCAACAUUAUUUUGUUGAAAUAUAAUUUGAUCUCUGUGAAAUUAAGCUAAUUGAUAACACCCAAAUGUGCCAUUUUAAUUUAUAGGAUUCAUAUAAUAUUCAAUAAAUAUAGUACCUAACAUCCAAUUUGGACCAAACCUUUUUCUAACAAUGAGUUAGAAAUUAAGUGGGCCUCCCGAGUGGCGCAGUGGUCUAAGGCACUGCAUCGCAGUGCUUGAGGCGUCACUACAGCCCCCGGUUCGUUCCCAGGCUGUGUCACAGCCGGCCGUGACCGGGAGACACAUUUGGCCCAGCGUCGUCCGGGUUAGGGGAGGGUUUGGCCGGCCGGGAUUUCCUUGUCCCAUCGCGCUCUAGCGACUCCUUGUGGCGGGCCGGGCACCUACAAGCUGACUUUGGUCACCAGCUGGAUGGUGUUUCCUCCUACACAUUGGUGCAGCUGGCUUCUGGGUUAAACGAGCAGUGUCAAGAAGCAGUACGGCUUGGCAGGGUCGUGUUUCGGAGGACGCAUGGCUCUCGACCUUUGCCUCUCCCGAGUCCGUAGGGGAGCUGCAGUGAUGUAACUAUCAAUUAGAUAUCACGAAAUUAGGGAGAAAAAGGGGUAAAAGUACAAAAUAAAAACAUGAGAAAUCGGACCCCAACAACAGGAAAUAGUAUCAGUCUGACAAGUACUAUGGAGCUGUGGCUCAGAGUGUUGUUUUUUUCAUCGUAUGUAAUGUAUUCUCAGUGAAUUUGGUGACAGUGUCUUUCCCCUGUUUAGAGAAAUUAGUAAUUGAAGUUGUUGGGUUUAUGUCCCAUCCUACAUCCUGAUAUUUCCAGGUUCUGACCACUAGAUGGUGCUGUUCCUGCUAGUAGGUGAUUUUUAUUUUUUAAAGAAUUAUAGUACCUAACAUCCGAUUUUGACCAAACCGUUGUCUAAAAAUGAGAAAGACAUGACAUGAGGAAUCCAAAGAAGUGGUCUAUAAUUAUUGAAUAUUAUGUGAAUCCUGUACAUUUAAAAUGGUAAAUUUGGGUGCAAUCAAUUAGCUUAAUUUCUCAGAUAUCAAAUUAUUUAUAUUUGAAAUAAAUUAUGUUUCCGAAAUGCUUAUAUUGUCUGUUUCUAACUGCAGAAACAAUUUCAGAACAAUCCAAGAUGGUGGGUGUCAUGGCUUGCUGAAAUGACAUGGAACGACCUAGGAUGUUUUGCUAAAGGAAAGAGUAAAAUGGUAGUGUGCUGGGAAAGAUGGGUUAGUAUGGGGACAACUGAGGGUUGUAAUUAAGAUUAGAGUGUACUGUAUAUGUGAGCAACGAUAGCUGUGAAUAGCAGUAGAAGGCGUAUUGUUGGCAGUUAGGGGUGGUAGGUUUAAAAAUAAAUACAAAUAAAUGGGAGGAUUAGAAAUUCUGCAAACAAUUAUUUUGAUAUAACCCAAAAUCUAUCUGCAAUAUUACACUUGUGAUUUCCCCAAGGGAAAUGCAGCCCCACUGAGUGACACUCAAAACUCACAGUCAUUUAUUGGGAAUAGCCCGCUAUUAGAUGAAUGCCAGGCAUCUCACUCACUCUUUCAUUCACUCUGUUGAAGUGUAAGCUUCCAUACUGGGGGGCCAAGUUGAGGUAGAGGCCAACUCUCCCAGAUAGUCACUGAGGCAGGAAUUUGAGCAAAAAUUAUCAUUUCAUUGUAUUUGGCACAUUGUUUUAUUCUUACAUUUCAAAGCUUUUUGCUGUAGGUUGCUCUAGUAAGUCCUCUAGUAUUUAACCUUGUUGGCACUGUCCAUUUAUAGAUCUCCGGUUCCAUAGCUAAUGCAGUUAGUUCAUUUCCUUUCACAGAUGCAUUGAAGGAGGAGCUGGAUGAGUAUUUGAAGCGGCUGCACAUUGUGCGUGUGGUGCGUCAGCGGGAGAGAAAGGGCCUGAUUACUGCUCGGCUGCUGGGAGCCUCGGUGGCCACUGGAGACAUCCUCACCUUCCUUGACGCUCACUGUUAGUCCACACACAUACACGCCACAGUACUGACAUCAAACAACUGAGUCAUCAGGCUGGAACAACCAGAACAGCUCAGCCUUUUAGACACACCUGUUUAUCCACCUACACACUAAUCAUCAGAAUACUAGUCAAAUGCUCAUGCUGUUUAGGGCAUGGCAGUAAUGCCACAAACCAUAUUAUUGUUAUUGGAAUGUAACAUAUCUUCUAUUUUUGGGGUGGCUGUUUCCAGGUGGCCUGGGAAGUAUCAAAUCAGUGUUAAAUGUAGUUGUUCAGCUCACAGGUGAUUUCAUUUGUGGUAUUUUAGGUAUGUUCUCAAAGUGAUUGCUUUUAAACCACAGGCUUCUAUGUUCCUUGUUGAUGUAGUGUUUCACAUUUAAAAUUCUAUUUAGUGAUUGUAUUGUUAGGCUGAUGAUGAAUGCGUAUCCAACAGGUGAAUGCUUCAAUGGCUGGCUGGAGCCUCUACUGGCCAGGAUAGCAGAGAACUACACUGCAGUAGUGAGUCCUGACAUCACCACCAUUGACCUCAACACCUUUGAGUUUAUGAAGCCCUCGCCAUACGGACAGAACCACAACCGUGGUAACUUUGACUGGGGCCUGUCCUUUGGCUGGGAGAGUCUACCGGACCAUGAGAAACAACGGAGAAAGGAUGAGACUUAUCCUAUCAAGUGAGAAGAACUAUGUGAAUGCCUACUUUCAGGCAUGUCAAACACUUCUGUCUAUCUGUAUUCCAUGAUAGGUGGUUGUGAAUGAUCUAUUUCUCAGCUGAGUGUAAAAAAUAUCUGGACCCUCUAUUCAGUGGAUAUAUUUUACUUCACAGGACACCAACUUUUGCUGGGGGACUCUUUUCAAUCUCCAAGGACUACUUCUAUCUUAUCGGAAGCUAUGAUGAACAAAUGGAAAUCUGGGGCGGGGAGAAUAUCGAAAUGUCUUUCAGAGUAAGAGAAGGAUCACUUGCCUUUCUAUAUAGUUAGACAACAGCAUGUACAGUGCAUUCGGAAAGUAUUCAGACCCCUACAUUUUUUCCACAUUUUGUUACGUUACAGCCUUAUUCUAAAAUUGAUUAAAUUGAUCAAUCUACACACAAUACACCAUAAUGACAAAGCAAAAAAUGAAAUAUCACAUUUACAUAAGUAUUCAGACCCUUUACUCAGUACUUUGUUGAAACACCUUUGGCAGUGAUUACAGCCUAGAGUUUUCUUGAGUAUGAAGCUACAAGCUUGGCACACGUCUAUUUGGGGAGUUUCGCCCAUUCUUCCCUGCAGAUCCUCUCAAGCUCUGUCAGGUUGGAUGGGGAGCGUCACUGCACAACUAUGUUCAGGUCUCUCCAGAGAUGUUCGAUCGGGUUCAAGUCCGGGCUCUGGCUGGGCCACUCAGGGACAUUCAGAGACUUGUCCCGAAGCCACUCCUACGUUGUCUUGGCUGUGUGCUUAGGGUCGUUGUCCUGUUGGAAGGUGAACCUUCGCCCCAGUCUGAGGUCCUGAGCGCUCUGGAGCAGGUUUUCAUCAAGGAUCUCCCUGUAAUUUGCUCCAUUCAUUUUUCCCUCGAUCCCGACUAGUCUCCCAGUCCCUGUUACUGAAAAACAUCCCCACAGCAUGAUGCUGCCACCACCAUGCUUCACCGUAGGGAUGGUGCCAGGUUUCCUCCAGACGUGACACUUGGCAUUCAGGCCAAAGAGUUCAAUCUUGGUUUCAUCAGACCAGAGAAUCUUGUUUCUCGUGGUAUGAGAGUCCUUUAGGUGCCUUUUGGCAAACUCAAAGCAGGCUGUCAUGUGCCUUUUACUAAGGAGUGGCUUCAGUAAGACCACUCUACCAUAAAAGCCUGAUUGGUGGAGUGCUGCAGAGAUGGUUGUCCUUCUGGAAGUUUCUCCCAUCUCCACAGAGGAACUCUGGAGCUCUGACAGAGUGACCAUCGGGUUCUUGGUCACCUCCCUGACCAAGGCCCUUCUCCCCCGAUUGCUCAGUUUGGCCGGGUGGCCAGCUCUAGGAAGAGUCUUGGUGGUUCCAAACUUCUUCCAUUUAAGAAUGAUGGAGGCCAGUGUGUUCUUGGGAACCUUCAAUGCUGCAGAAAUUCUUUGGUACCCUUCCCCAGAUCUGUGCCUCGACACAAUCCUGUCUUGGAGCUCUACGGACAAUUCCUUUGACCUCAUGGCUUGGUUUUUGCUCUGACAUGCACUGUCAACUGUGGGACCUUAUAUAGACAGGUGUGUGCCUUUCCAAAUCAUGUCCAAUCAAUUGAAUUUAGCACAAGUGGACUCCAAUCACGUUGUAGAAACAUCUCAAGGAUGAUCAAUGGAAACAGGAUGCACCUGAGCUCAAUUUCGAGUCUCAUAGCAAUGGGUCUGAAUACUUAUGUAAAUAAGGUAUUUAUGUUUUGGCUUUGUCAUUAUGUUGUAUUGUGUGUAGAUUGAUGAGGAAAAUGUUUUAUUUAAUCCAUUUUAGAAUAAGGCUGUAAUGUAACAAAAUGUGGAAAAAGUGAAGUGGUCUGAAUACUUUCCGAAUGCACUGUAUUAGUGUGUCAUCAGUGCUAUUGUAAGUGAGUCAUCCUCUGUCUUUAUAUCGUGCAGCAGUAUAGUCGUCAUGCCAAGUAUUUCUAACAGUGUUGAGUGUGUUGCCUCUGUCUGUCUGCCUGCCUGCCUGUCUGUCUGUAGGUGUGGCAGUGUGGGGGUCAGCUAGAAAUAAUCCCUUGCUCCAUCGUGGGUCACGUGUUCCGCACCAAGAGCCCGCACACCUUCCCCAAGGGCACCCAGGUGAUCGCACGCAAUCAGGUGCGGCUGGCCGAGGUCUGGAUGGACGACUACAAGGAAAUCUUCUACCGACGCAACCAACAAGCUGCACAGCUGGCCAAAGACGUAUGUGGUAUUUCUGAGUGACAUUGUUAUAUUUUUGUACAUUUAAACCAAGCUAGGCAAGCUGAUAACCCAAGAAAUACGACAGGCAUUCUAAAGCUGUUAAUCCAUCACCUACAGCAGAGAUGGGUAACUGGCGUCCAGUCGCCCUUUUGAAGGCCCUCGGAUAGCUGUAUAUGUGUAUAUACAGUGGGGAGAACAAGUAUUUGAUACACUGCCGAUUUUGCAGGUUUUCCUACUUACAAAGCAUGUAGAGGUCUGUCAUUUUUAUCAAAGGUACACUUCAACUGUGAGAGACGGAAUCUAAAACAAAAAUCCAGAAAAUCACAUUGUAUGAUUUUUAAGUAAUUAAUUCGCAUUUUAUUGCAUGACAUAAGUAUUUGAUACAUCAGAAAAGCAGAACUUAAUAUUUGGUACAGAAACCUUUGUUUGCAAUUACAGAGAUCAUACGUUUCCUGUAGGUCUUGACCAGGUUAGCAUACACUGCAGCAGGAAUUUUGGCCCACUCCUCCAUACAGACCUUCUCCAGAUCCUUCAGGUUUCGGGGCUGUCGCUGGGCAAUACGGACUUUCAGCUCCCUCCAAAGAUGUUCUAUUGGGUUCAGGUCUGGAGACUGGCUAGGCCACUUCAGGACCUUGAGAUGCUUCUUACGGAGCCACUCCUUAGUUGCCCUGGCUGUGUGUUUCGGGUCGUUCUCAUGCUGGAAGACCCAGCCACGACCCAUCUUCAAUGCUCUUACUGAGGGAAGGAGGUUGUUGGCCAAGAUCUCGCGAUACAUGGCCCCAUCCAUCCUCCCCUCAAUACGGUGCAGUUGUCCUGUCCCCUUUGCAGAAAAGCAUCCCCAAAGAAUGAUGUUUCCAACUCCAUGAUUCACGGUUGGGAUGGUGUUCUUGGGGUUGUACUCAUCCUUCUUCUUCCUCCAAACACGGCGAGUGGAGUUUAGACAGAAAAGCUCUAUUUUUGUCUCAUCAGACCACAUGACCUUCUCCCAUUCCUCCUCUGGAUCAUCCAGAUGGUCAUUGACAAACUUCAGACGGGCCUGGACAUGCGCUGGCUUGAGCAGGGGGACCUUGCGUGCGCUGCAGGAUUUUAAUCCAUGACGGCGUAGUGUGUUACUAAUGGUUUUCUUUGAAACUGUGGUCCCAGCUCUCUUCAGGUCAUUGACCAGGUCCUGCCGUGUAGUUCUGGGCUGAUCCCUCACCUUCCUCAUGAUCAUUGAUGCCCCACGAGGUGAGAUCUUGCAUGGAGCCCCAGACCGAGGGUGAUUGACCGUCAUCUUGAACUUCUUCCAUUUUCUAAUAAUUGCGCCAACAGUUGUUGCCUUCUCACCAAGCUGCUUGCCUAUUGUCCUGUAGCCCAUCCCAGCCUUGUGCAGGUCUACAAUUUUAUCCCUGAUGUCCUUACACAGCUCUCUGGUCUUGGCCAUUGUGGAGAGGUUGGAGUCUGUUUGAUUGAGUGUGUGGACAGGUGUCUUUUAUACAGGUAACGAGUUCAAACAGGUGCAGUUAAUACAGGUAGGUGGAGUGGAGAACAGGAGGGCUUCUUAAAGAAAAACUAACAGGUCUGUGAGAGCCAGAAUUCUUACUGGUUGGUAGGUGAUCAAAUACUUAUGUCAUGCAAUGAAAUGCAAAUUAAUUACUUAAAAAUCAUACAAUGUUAUUUUCUGGAUUUUUGUUUUAGAUUCAGUCUCUCACAGUUGAAGUGUACCUAUGAUACAAAUUACAGACCUCUACAUGCUUUGUAAGUAGGAAAACCUGCAAAAUCGGCAAUGUAUCAAAUACUUGUUCUCCCCACUGUGUGUGUGUGUGUGUGUGUGUGUGUGUGUGUGUAUAUAUGUGUGUAUACAGUAUACCAAACAUUAGAAACACCUUCCUAAUAUUGAGUUGCACCACCCCUGCUGUAGGGGUUGAGGUCAGGGCUCUGUGCAGGCCAGUCAAGUUCUUCCACACUGAUCUCGACAAACCAUUUCUGUAUGGACCUCGCUUUGUGCACUGGGGCAUUGUCAUGCUGAAACAGGAAAGGGCCUUCCUCAAACUGUUGCCACAAUGCUGGAAGCACAGAAUCGUCUAGAAUGUCAUUGUAUGCUAUAGCGUUAAGAUUUCCCUUCACUGGAACUAACGGGCCUAGCCCGAACCAUGAAAAACAGCCCCAGACUAUUAUACCUCGUCCACCAAACUUUACAGUUGGCACUAUGCAUUGGGGCAGGUAGCGUUCUCCUGGCAUCCGCCAAACCCAGAUUUGUUUGUCUGACUGCCAGAUGGUGAAGCGUGAUUCAUCACCCCAGAGAGAACGUGUUUCCACUGCUCCGGAGUCCAAUGGCGGUGAGCUUUACACCACUCAAGCCGACGCUUGGCAUUGUGCAUGGUGAUUUUAGGCUUGUGUGCGGCUGCUCGGCCAUGGAAACCCAUUUCAUGAAGCUCCCGACUAACAGUUGCUGACGUUGCUUCCAGAGGCAAUUUGGAACUCUGUAGUGAGUGCUGCAACUGAGGACAGAUGAUUCUUAUGCGCUACGCGCUUCAGCACUCGGCGGUCCCAUUCUGUGAGCUUGUGUGGCCUACCACUUCGUGGCUGAGCCGUUGUUGCUCCUAGACAUUUCCACUUCACAAUAACAGCACUUACAGUUGACCGGGUCAGCUCUAGCAGGGCAGAAUUUGAAGAACUGACAUUAUGGAAAGUUGGCAUCCUAUGGUUGUGCCACGUUGAAAGUCACUGAGCUCAUCAGUAAGGCCAUUCUACUGCCAAUGUUUGUCUAUGGAGAUUGCAUAGCUGUGUGCUCGAUUUUCAGGAACGGGUGUGGCUGAAAUGGUAAAAUCCACUCAUUUUAAGGGGUGUCCACAUUCUUUUGUACAUACAGUGAGGGAAAAAAGUAUUGGAUCCCCUGCUGAUUUUGUACUGACAAAGACAUGAUCAGUCUAUAAUUUUAAUGGUAGGUUUAUUUGAACAGUGAGAGACAGAAUAAGAACAAAAAAAUCCAGAAAAACGCAUGUCAAAAAUGUUAUAAAUUGAUUUGCAUUUUAAUGAGGGAAAUAAGUAUUUGACCCCCCUCUGCAAAACAUGACUUAGUACUUGGUGGCAAAACCCUUGUUGGCAAUCACAGUGGUCAGACGUUUCUUGUAGUUGGCCACCAGGUUUGCACACAUGUCAGGAGGGAUUUUUUCCCACUCCUCUUUGCAGAUCUUCUCCAAGUCAUUAUGGUUUCGAGCCAGACGUUUUGCAACUCAAACCUUCAGCUCCCUCCACAGAUUUUCUAUGGGAUUAAGGUCUGGAGACUGGCUAGGCCACUCCAGGACCUUAAUGUGCUUCUUCUUGAGCCACUCCUUUGUUGCCUUGGCCGUGUGUUUUGGGUCAUUGUCAUGCUGGAAUACCCAUGCACAACCCAUUUUCAAUGCCCUGGCUGAGGGAAGGAGGUUCUCACCCAAGAUUUGACGGUACAUAGCUCCGUCCAUCGUCCCUUUGAUGCGGUGAAGUUGUCCUGUCCCCUUAGCAGAAAACACCCCCAAAGCAUAAUGUUUCCACCUCCAUGUUUGACGGUGGGGAUGGUGUUCUUGGGGUCAUAGGCAGCAUUCCUCCUCCUCCAAACACGGCAAGUUGAGUUGAUGCCAAAGAGCUCGAUUUUGGUCUCAUCUGACCACAACACUUUCACCCAGUUCUCCUCUGAAUCAUUCAGAUGUUCAUUGGCAAACUUCAGACGGGCCUGUAUAUGUGCUUUCUUGAGCAGGGGGACCUUGCGGGCGCUGCAGGAUUUCAGUCCUUCACGGCGUAGUGUGUUACCAAUUGUUUUCUUGGUGACUAUGGUCCCAGCUGCCUUGAGAUCAUUGACAAUAUCCUCCUGUGUAGUUCUAGGCUGAUUCCUCACCGUUCUCAUGAUCAUUGCAACUCCACGAGGUGAGAUCUUGCAUGGAGCCCCAGGCCGAGGGAGAUUGACAGUUAUUUUGUGUUUCUUCCAUUUGCGAAUAAUCGCACCAACUGUUGUCACCUUCUCACCAAGCUACUUGGCGAUGGUCUUGUAGCCCAUUCCAGCCUUGUGUAGGUCUACAAUCUUGUCCCUGACAUCCUUGGAGAGCUCUUUGGUCUUGGUCAUGGUGGAGAGUUUGGAAUCUGAUUGAUUGAUUGCUUCUGUGGACAGGUGUCUUUUUAUACAGGUAACAAACUGAGAUUAGGAGCACUCCCUUUAAGAGAGUGCUCCUAAUCUCAGCUCGUUACCUGUAUAAAAGACACCUGGGAGCCAGAAAUCUUUCUGAUUGAGAGGGGGUCAAAUACUUAUUUCCCUCAUUUAAAAUGAAAAUCCAUUUUAUAACAUUUUUGACAUGCGUUUUUCUGGAUUUUUGUUUUGUUAUUCUGUGUCUCACUGUUCAAAUAAACCUACCAUUCAAAUUAUAGACUGAUCAUUUCUUUGUCAGUGGGCAAACGUACAAAAUCAGCAGGGGAUCAAAUACUUUUUCCCCUCACUGUAUAGUGUGUGUGUGUAAUAUAUGUUUUACACACACUAUAUGUACAAAAGUAUGUGGACACCCUUUCAAAUUGUAGAUUUGACUAUUUCAGCCACAUCCGUUCAAGAAAAUCGAGCAGUAACAGUCAAAAGUUUGGACACACCUACUCAUUCAAGGGUUUUUCUUUAAUUUGACUAUUUUCUAUAUUGUAGAAUAGUAGUGAAGACAUCAAAAAUGAAGCUGGUUGAGAGAAUGCCAAGAGUGUGCAAAGCUGUCAUCAAGGCAAAGGUUGGCUAUUUGAAGAAUCUCAAAUAUAAAAUAUAUUUGUAUUUGUUUUACACUUUUUUUGGUUACUACAUGAUUCCAUAUGUGUUAUUUCAUAGUUUGAUGUCUUCACUAUUAUUCUACAAUGUAAAAAUAAAGAAAAACCCUGGAAUGAGUAGGUGUGUCCAAACAUUUGACUGGUACUGUGUAUAUAUACACUACCGUUCCUUCUACCCCCCCGAAAAAAACAAACAAAAAAAACAUUGUAAAGUGGUUAUCCCACUGGCUUUAAGGUGAAUGCACCAAUUUGUAAGUCGCUCUGGAUAAGACCGUCUGCUAAAUGACGUAAAUGUAAAAGGCUAAUUGAUCAUUAGAAAACCCUAGAACAGCUGGAAACUGUUGUGCUGAUUAAAGAAGCAAUAAAACUGGCCUUCUUGAGACUAGUUGAGUAUCUGGAGCAUCAGCAAUUGUGGGUUCGAUUACAGGUUCAAAAUGGCCAGAAACAAAUAACUUUCUUCUGAAACUCAAUCUAUUCUUGUUCUGAGAAAGUAAGGCUAUUCCAUGCGAGAAAUUCCCAAGAAACUGAAGAUCUUGUACAAUGCUGUGUACUACUCCUUUCACAGAACAGCGCAAACUGUCUCUAAACAGAAUAGAAAGAGGAGUGGGAGGCCCCGGUGCACAACUGAGCAAGAGGACAAAUACAUUAGUGUCUAGUUUGAGAAACAGACGCCUCACAGGUCCUCAACUGGCAGCUUCAUUAAAUAGUACCCGCAAAACACCAGUCUCAAUGUCAACAGUGAAGAGGCGACUCUGGGAUGCUGACCUUCUUCGCAGAGUUGCAAAGAAAAAGCCAUAUCUCAGACUGCCCAUCUUAAUCUUUUCUUUUUAUUGGCCAGUCUGAGAUAUGUAUUUUUCUUUGCAACUCUGCCUAGAAGGUCUGCAUCCCGGAGUCGCCACUUCACUGUUGACGUUGAGACUGGUGUUUUGCAGGUACUAUUUAAUGAAGCUGCCAGUUGACGACCUGUGAGAUGCUUGUUUCUCAAACUAGACACUCUAAUGUAUUUGUCCUCUUGCUCAGUUGUGCACCGGGACCUCCCACUCCUCUUUCUAUUCUGGUUAGAACCAGUUUACGCCGAGUGGCGCAGUGGUCUAAGGCACUGCAUCGCAGUGCUAGCUGUGCCACUAGAGAUCCUGGUUCGAAUCCAGGCGCUGUCGUAGCCGGCCGCGACCGGGAGACCCAUGGGGCGGCGCACAAUUGGCCCAGCGUCGUCCAGGGUAGGGGAGGGAAUGGCCGGCAGGGAUGUAGCUCAGUUGGUAGAGCAUGGCGUUUGCAACGCCAGGGUUGAAUUCCCACGUGGGGCCAGUAUGAUUUUUUUUUAUAAAAAAAUAAUGUAUGCACUCACUAACAUUUCUCUCCACCCUAUGGCAAUGUGUAGAAUUGCAGCAAACUUGCUUUGAAACUGCAACAUUUUCUCUACACUCCAUGGCAAAAUGUAUAGAAUUGCACAAAAUUAACUUUAAAACUAUUCAUUAUGUAUCUCAGAGUUCUGAUUUUUUUGUAGGCCCCACCGCCAUCAACGUUGCCCACCCCUGCCCAACAGUAAUGUUUUAACAGCUUUGCUCUGGACAUACUAAUGUUCUCAUUCUGACUGCAGGCCAGUUGUUAUCCCCUUGUAGGACAAGUUUGGGCAGCCACACGCCACAGGAGGUUGGUGGGACCUUAAUUGGGGAGGACAGGAUUGUGGUAAUAGCUGGAGCGGAAUUAGUGGAAUGGUAUCAAGUACAUCAAACACAUGGUUUCCAUGUGUUUGAUGCCACUCCAUUAGCUCCGUUUUGGACAUUAUUAUAAGCCUUCUUCCCCUCAGCAGCCUCCUCUGCCACACGCUGGGCCUAGGCUGUCUGUUGGUUAUGCAUAGUCUGGACAAAGUCUGAACAAGGUCACAUAUGCAAACACGUUCUUGUGAGGGGAACAUACAUUUUGAUUUCCAUUGUAUGUACAGUACUAAAAUUAGCCCAAUAUGUGAUGUAAAAUAAGUAGAAUUGACUAGUAUCCUUUGUGACUGAGAGAAAUCCAUUUGAGGAAAACCUUCUGUGCUAUUAGUAGUUUAGAGUUGUUAACAGGCAGGAAGUCUCUAAAGCUUCACGGAGCACAGCUACAGGCUGAAUGAAUUUAAAUGAAGCAAAGAGAGGAAAAAGUCAGACAUUUCUGGACUAGGGGGUUCAUAAUUUGCAAUGGUAUUUCAGCUAAGUUAUCUUAUGUAUAGAUGUAGGAUCUUAAUUUGAGCCAGUUUGCUACAGCAGGAAAAUAGUCCUACAGCAACAUGAAACAUGAAUGAUGUGGAUUAUAAUUAAUAUACAUUUUUGUAAGGGUUGAUACAUUUUUCGUAAGGGAAAAUCAAGUCUCAAAUUUCAAAGUGGAAAUUACAACAUUUUUAAACCUCAAAUACACUACAAGUUUUAAAUGUCCUGCAUUGCAGGAAAGUUCUCCUGCAAUGGGAUGAUCAAAUUCAAGUCCUACAUCUGUGUACAAAGUAUUUUUUGUGCAUGCCAAUUACUUGAAAUGGGAUUGGGCAGACUGAAACUCUGCCAUACAAGGUGCUGUCUUCGAGCUGUCACCCAUCAACCACUAAGCUCCAGCGCUAGACGGCCUGUGGGGAAGUGGUAAUGGAGGCUUCCCUCCCAGUUCAAAGCCUGGGCAGUGUGAGUAAUGAAGAAAGUUCCCCCUCUUUAAUGGCUGCUGCCUGGAAUUGUUCCCACAGAGGGCCUUCGGAGACGUCGCGCGGCGUGUGGACCUCCGGGAGCGGCUGCAGUGCAAGAGCUUCUCCUGGUAUUUGAAGAACGUGUAUCCAGAGGUCUUCAUGCCCGAUCUCAACCCACUCCACUUUGGCUCGGUAAGCCCCCACGUCAUCAUCCCCUCUCCCCUUCCCCUCUCCUAGGCUCUUUCCAGACCACAGUAUGUCUGGCCACAGUGGGUUUCCACUUAUCAUCUCCAGAGGGCUCAGAGAAGGGCUCCAGGCCAGGCCAGUGGAGAGAGCAGCUUCGCACUACCUAAGGUGGGAGGUUGCUGGGAUUGUUUGAACAGCUUGUGUGUCUUACUGAAAUCCCUUUCCUUGUGCCUCCAGGUGAAGAAUGUAGGUAAAGACUCGUGUCUGGAUGCAGGGGAGAACAACGAGGGAGGGAAGCGGCUGAUCUUGUAUCCAUGCCACGGCCUCGGAGGAAACCAGGUCAGAGGGAAGGGAAUGAAGGGACUGGGUUCAGUCAUGAAGGAAAUAAGAAUUUUGUCUGUCACUUUCGAAAUCAAGAGGAUGACUUAUCGUGUUCUUUGUGAUCCCCCAGUAUUUUGAGUACUCGACCCAUCACGAGAUCCGGCACAACAUUCAGAAGGAGCUGUGUUUGCAUGGGAUGGAGGGAGCCGUGAAGCUGGAAGACUGCCAGUAUAAAGGCCGCAGCACAUUUGUAGGAGCAGAACAGAAGUGGGAGUUAAGGGAGGUGAGACCAAAGACUCACAUCUCUACUCUAAUGGGCUCAGUCAAGAUUUCUACUUAAAAUCCUGGGGUUCAUCCUUUUGACUAUGAAAUAAUACCAAAUUGUUGGGGAUGUUGAUGCCUGGUACGCUUUUAUUAUCUUCACCAUAGAAGUAGAUGUUAGUUAUUUCCUACUGAGGAUGUUAGUGACUAAUCUGUGUCUUCUCUCUGUGUAGAACCAGUUAUUCUUCAUCCCAGGAUGGAAUCUGUGUCUGAGUGCCCGUCAUGAGUACCCCUCCUUGGUGGCCUGUAACCCCUCAGACAGAUACCAACUGUGGCUCUUUGUCUGAGGACAGGACACACAUGGACCUCGGCACUAGUAGAUGACAUGUGCCUGGGCAUUCUAGGACCAUUAGAGCAAUUGGUGUACAUUUUUAAAUGUAUUAUCAAAUUGAAUUUGUAUUUAUUUUUAUACGUAGAAGAACUGCUGCUGGAAAGUUGGGGAUUUUGAGGAGAAAUGCAACCUCGGGAAGGAAGCAUUCAAACUGAUACUGAAGAGUUUUGUUUUUUAUCAUUCCUUUUUUAUCAUGAUUGGGUUAAGGGAUAAUUUUGCUUCUGUCAUUCAAGCCUACCGCUGUCUGUGGAUUGACGGCACUGCCUGGGACUGAAAUGAGUGACUUUGGAUGGGUACUUAAUGAAGAGAGAGAUUUCAUUGAAGAAUGGCGCUAUUGGCUUAUCUUUUUCUCUUUUGUUUCUGUCUUACUCCAGAGGGAAAUCAACGUUAGAUUUUAUUUUAUUUAAUUACAAAGGCUUGUUCUUUAUUGCCCACACUGAAUAAUUUAUUAAUACAGUAGAUAUGUGAAAACCAACAACAAAAUGGACUCUCAAACAAUGCAAUAGUGCACGUGCCCCUUGCAUAAACAGAAUAACUAAGAUUGUAUGCACCAAAGACUCGUCAAGGGUUACUUUUUUAUUAAAACAAACGUUUGUAUUAUAGGUUAUUCAAUAUGUACCACUACUGCCUCUUUUUGUUAUGCAAAGACAUUUUAUCAGAUCUGACAGGAAGGUACUAGACAUGCAUUCUCCCUUACCACCGCUAGAGGAUCUGAUUCCCCUCUCACCCAGCUGGUUUUCCUCACAAGUAGAU
This is a messenger RNA of Coregonus sp. 'balchen', 17395 nucleotides long. The record is from the annotation of a GenBank genome assembly. NCBI's taxonomy places the organism in Eukaryota, Metazoa, Chordata, Actinopteri, Salmoniformes, Salmonidae.